Messenger RNA from Durio zibethinus, 1820 nucleotides. RefSeq lists its product as uncharacterized. Lineage: Eukaryota; Viridiplantae; Streptophyta; Magnoliopsida; Malvales; Malvaceae. The record is from RefSeq and is a predicted model, not a curated record.
GUUUUUUUCUUUCCAAAAUUUGGAAAAAUUUUGCAUGCCAAUAGUCUUUAGCUUUAGCCCCACUAGAGCACAAAAUCUAACCCCCCAUUUGUCCUCCACGAGAGUAUUGAUGAAAAUGAGAGUGCAUAAAUACUAGCUUGGCUGGCUAAUGGCCAGCCUAGAGCCCCUCACUUUCUUUUACUCCCAAACAAGGAAGAGACCCUGUUUGCUUCGCCUGCACUGACUUAUGGCAUUUUCUAUUGUUUCUUUAUUGCUCCUUUUGCAGUAGCUUAUAAUUGUUUAUAUUCCACUUGUCUCCCUAUUUCUCCCCCCUUCUCUUUCUCUCUCCGCAAUUCAAAAUUACUUUGUUCUUGCUAUAUAAAUCCAACUUUUGCACCCUUUGCUACAUCCGAGGAGGACCCAAACAGUGUUUGAAUUUCAAAAGUUUCAGUUUGUAUUAACUUUCAAGCCAUGAAGAGUACCGCAAUUAGUUGUGUUGAUGAAGAAAAAUGGGAAGCUGAAGAAGAAGAAGAAGCAUUGUCAUUGUGUGAUCUGCCAGUCAAUUUGAUUGAAGAAGAGAACCAAGUCCAACCAAGGAAUGAGGAAGAUGGUGAAUCCCAAGCAAUUAAAACAGAAGAAGAUUUCAACUUUGGCUCAUGGGGUGGCUCUCUUUCAACAGAACCAGAAAUGUGUUCAGCUGAUGAAGUGUUUUUUAAAGGCCAAAUUCUACCCCUGCGUCUCUCAGUUAGUUCAGACAGCGGCCUGACAAGGUGCCGCCAAGAUAGCCAAAACACUAGCCGGUGCUUGUCAAGGUCAGAGUCCAUGGACCAUGGUUCAUUAAGCAGGUUCACAAGUGUUAGUAGCAGUAGCAGAAGCAGCAGCACUAGAAGUAGUCAUUACUCAGCAAGUAGCAAUAAUUCCUCCACGGUUACAGCAAGAAAUUUCAAUUCAAUUACCAAUUCCAGUUCCAAUUCCAAUACCAAGUCAAAGCCAAUUAAAAUCAGAAACAACUUCAACACACAUCCAAGUCCCAAACCCCAGAUAAGAUUGUCCAAAACUCGGCCAGUCAAUGUCAGCAGCCGAAACCAGAAAUCAUCAAUGUGGGAUUUUUUCAGGUUAGGUUUGGUUCGAGCACCAGAACUUGGAUUGCAAGACUUGAAAGUUCGUAGCAACAACAAUAACGGUAAUAGAAACUCUGUCAGCAGAAACAGCAGUUGCAAUAGCAGUAACAGCAGUUCAAGCACCAAGAACAGCACCAGCAAGAUUGUUAGCAACAGUGGUACUGAAGUUGCAAAGAAUCAGCUAGAUUUAAACAAGGGUUUCUUAGAAAAGAGAAUAGGGUUGUUUGGUGGAUGUAAGUGUUCAGUUAAUGCAGUUGAAACGGUUCCAUUGAACAACACAGUAGUCAUCAAAAGUAACAAGAACAAUGAGAAAAAGAAAGCAAUGUUGCAUUUCGCCAUGGAAGCUAAGAAGAAGAAGAAGCUGCUGCAAGAAUUGAAGAUAAACAAGAAGAUGAAACAGAAAGAAAAGAAGAAGCAAGAAGGAAAGCAAGCUUUAUCACGUCAUCGAACGUUUGAAUGGUUAAAGGAGCUUUCAGUUUCACAUGCAAGCUAUGUUGAUGAGGCCUAAGCAAAGACCCAUGAACAAUCCCUCGCAUGCUACCCUUUUUCAUUUCUUUCAUCAUUAUCAACUUUUUUUUUCUUUUUUUGGUUUAAGUUUUCGUUAUUUUUUACAUUAUAGCAUAUUGAAAUACUUCAAAGUGCAGACUAUGUAUGUAGAAAAUCUCUCACUGUCUCUUGAGAGAUUUGAAGUUAAUUAUUGAAUUUUCUUUUGAUUAUAUU